ACUAAAAUGCCACUUUUGACUGGUUUUACAGGAAUGGAAAUUGACAGAUUGUUAUAAUUAUGUGCUAUGUAGUACUGAACUAAAUACAGAAGUACACAGCGGCAAAAAAAUCACAUCAAAAUUAUUCCCAUAAAUAAAAUCUCCAGAUAUUAAAUCUAAAUCUAUCUUGAACUUCCCCUGUAGCCGUGUAUGUUAUUUUACCACUGCAGUCACCACCUCCCACCUGUGCUGGAAGUGAUGUGAUUUUCCCAGAGACCCCCUGCCCCUGGUGUGAUGUCUCUCUGCCGCUUUGAAAUUCUAAAGCACCUUCUGGAGGUGCAACAUCACACCUCUACAUCCAGGAUAUAUUUGGCUGCUGCCUGCAGCUCUUUAGCAUUCACUCAGGUACUAGAGAACAAGAAGGAAACAUCUCCUCUGCUUUGAAAAGAUCACAGCCAUGGAGUUGAACUUUUCUCCUUACAUGCUCCAGGGAGCCAAAUGCCAGUUUGAAUACAAGCAAACAUCUAGCACCAUUGAUGCUGGCUACUUCAGUGCCUGUGGCAGCCUUUCUCCAAGUUCCUCCAUUGAUUCUGGAUGUUUUUCUCCUCCUUCGAGCCGUUGGGGAGCUGGAAGACAGCAAGAGGCCACUGGGAUCGACUGCGUACCAGCUAAAAAUCCCAGAUUAGCUCUACCUGCCGAUGUAAAGAGACGUUCCAGGUCUAAAAACCCCGGAAAGAAGCGUCAGACGGCCAGUGAAAGAGAGAAGCUAAGGAUGAGGGAUCUGACCAAGGCUCUCCAACAUCUCCGAACCUACUUACCUCCUUCUGUGGCUCCUGCUGGACAAACCCUGACCAAGAUUGAGACCCUCCGCCUCACUAUUAGCUACAUCUCGUAUCUUUCUGCUCAGCUGGAACAGUCUGAGGAGACCUUCGACCAAGAAGCAACACCAAGAGACUACUCACAAGAUACUUCAGAGAGGCUUGAGAAAGAUCUGCUUUCAGAAACCUGGAGUCUGGAUGAGCCACAGGGACACAUGCAAGACAAUGUCCAGUAUUGUCCAACAUUCACACCCUUCAGUGAUUCACCACAACAGAUGGAAAACAACUUUCCUUCUACUUCAAACUUCAGAGAUGCACAAUCCUGUAUGGUAAGGAGGCUUUCCAAUGUGUUUUUUUCCCUGCUCAACAACACAUGA
Messenger RNA from Carassius carassius (crucian carp), 1174 nucleotides. RefSeq names its product mesoderm posterior protein 1-like. The coding region runs from base 437 to 1174 and encodes 245 amino acids. Gene Ontology annotation, biological process: somite rostral/caudal axis specification; regulation of transcription by RNA polymerase II; mesoderm formation. The transcript has 2 exons. Gene Ontology annotation, molecular function: RNA polymerase II cis-regulatory region sequence-specific DNA binding; protein dimerization activity; DNA-binding transcription factor activity, RNA polymerase II-specific. The record is from RefSeq and is a predicted model, not a curated record. NCBI's taxonomy places the organism in Eukaryota, Metazoa, Chordata, Actinopteri, Cypriniformes, Cyprinidae. Gene Ontology annotation, cellular component: nucleus.